This is a messenger RNA of Amphiprion ocellaris (clown anemonefish), 4354 nucleotides long. RefSeq names its product integrin beta-3-like. Gene Ontology annotation, cellular component: cell surface; integrin complex; focal adhesion. Bases 22 to 2466 code for a protein of 814 amino acids. The transcript is spliced from 15 exons. Gene Ontology annotation, biological process: cell adhesion mediated by integrin; cell-matrix adhesion; cell migration. The record is from RefSeq and is a predicted model, not a curated record. Lineage: Eukaryota; Metazoa; Chordata; Actinopteri; Pomacentridae. Gene Ontology annotation, molecular function: integrin binding; fibronectin binding; fibrinogen binding.
GCAGCUCUCCGCUCUGACUGGAUGAAGGUUGGAGUCUCUCUGACCAACAGGCGGAAAAAGACGACGAGAAGAAACCAGCAGCGAACACAGAGUCUCCUCCGCUCCUCUGCAGACAUGAAAGCUUCCAUAGAAACCAUAAUUCUGCUGUUUUUAUUCUCUAACGCCUGCGGUUCCAACAUCUGCACGUCUCGAGGCGUCACCACUUGUCAGCAGUGUCUGGCUGUAGAUCCCAGCUGUGCCUGGUGCUCUCAGGAGGAAUACGGACGGGGAGGAUCCGGCGCCUCUCGCUGCGACCUGAAACAGAACCUGCUGAAUGAAGGAUGCAGUCAAGAUGCCGUGGAGUUUCCCAUCAGCACUCUGACCAUCCAGAAUGACGAUCCUCUCAGCAGCAAGGCGUCUGGUGCAGGAGACGUCGUCACUCAGGUCCGGCCUCAGAAACUCCACAUGACGCUGAGACCAGGUGAUGCCAAGCGUUUCACUGUGUCAGUGAAGCAGGUGGAGGAUUACCCUGUAGACCUUUACUAUCUCAUGGAUCUCUCGUAUUCGAUGAGGGACGACUUGGUUCGCCUGCGGACGUUAGGCAAUGAGCUCGCUGUCACCAUGGGCCGAACCACGAGCAACCUGCGCAUGGGGUUUGGAGCAUUUGUGGACAAAACUGUGUCCCCUUACAUGUACAUGCAUCCUCCAGAGGCCGUCACAAACCCGUGCUGGGGCAUCGGUCAACAAUGCCAGGCACAGUUCGGGUUCAAACACGUGUUGUCACUGACGGAGAAGGUGAAUCGAUUCACCGAGGAGGUGGAGAAGCAGCGGGUGUCCAGGAACAGGGACGCUCCGGAGGGGGGAUUUGAUGCCAUCAUGCAGGCCGUGGUGUGCAAGGAUAAGAUUGGCUGGCGUCCGGACGCUUCACACCUUCUGGUUUUUACCACCGAUGCCAAAACUCACAUCGCUCUGGAUGGACGCAUCGCUGGCAUCGUCCAACCCAACGAUGGAAAAUGUCAUCUGGACAAUGACAACAAUUACAAUGAAACUACAGUGCUGGACUAUCCAUCCUUGGGGCUCAUGACGGAGAAAAUGUCCGAAAACAACAUAAAUUUGAUUUUUGCUGUGACCAGCUUUGUGGUGCCGCUUUACAAGGAGUACAGUAAGCUAAUUCCAGGCACAACUGUGGGAACGCUGUCCGAUGACUCCGGGAAUGUUAUCGAGCUAAUCGAGCAGGCCUAUGCGAAAAUUCGCUCUAAAGUACAGCUGGAGCUACUUGGAGUCCCAGAAGAGCUGAACCUCGCCUUCAACGCCACUUGCCUGAAUGGAGAAAUCAUCCCUGGAAUAAAAUCAUGUUCUGGCCUCAAGAUCGGAGACACAGUGUCCUUCAGUGUGGAGGCCCAGUUGCGCGGCUGCCCUAAAGAGAAAAGUCGCAGCUUCACCAUCAAACCUCUCGGCUUCAAGGAUUCCCUGGAGGUCACGGUGGACUUUGCGUGUAGCUGCGCCUGCGAGGCGAUGGCUGAAGAGAACAGUCCGCUCUGCAACAACGGCAACGGCACCUACGAGUGCGGCGUUUGUCAGUGUCACGAAGGUCAUCUGGGCCCUCGAUGCGAGUGCUCCGUGGAGGACUACAGUCCGUCAGAUGAAAGCAACUGCAGGCCCAAACCGGACAGCCCAGUCUGCAGCGGUAGAGGCGACUGCUUGUGUGGACAGUGUUCCUGCCACUCCAAUGAGUUCGGUCAGGUCUGGGGAAAGUUCUGCGAAUGCGACGACUUCAACUGCCUUCGCUUCAAAGGGGCUCUGUGCUCCGAUCAUGGAAAGUGUAACUGCGGCUUCUGCCAGUGUGACGCCGGCUGGAAAGGAGAAAACUGUAACUGCACCACCCGAACCGACACCUGCAUGUCCCACAUCGGUCUGCUGUGCAGCGGCCGAGGCAGCUGUGAAUGUGGCGUUUGUCAGUGCACUCAGCCCGGAGCCUACGGAGCUACCUGCGAGAAAUGUCCCACCUGUCCCGACUCCUGCACCAUCAAGAAGGAGUGUGUUGAGUGUCAGCACUUUAAGAGAGGACAAUACAGCGACGACAACAGCUGCAACAGAAUCUGCAGAGACGAAAUUCAACUCACAGAGGAGCUGGUUUUCCAUGACACAAACGCAGUGAACUGCUCGUACAAAGACGAGAACGACUGCAUCGUGCACUUCCAGUAUUUCGAGGACGACAGCGGCAAAUCCAUCCUGUUUGUGAUGAAAGAACCAGAAUGCCCCGAGGGCCCGGAUAUCCUGGUGGUACUGCUGGCGGUGGCCGGAGCCAUUCUGCUGCUGGGCCUCAUCGGCCUGCUCAUCUGGAAGCUGCUGAUCACCAUCCAUGACCGCAGGGAGUUCGCCAAGUUCGAGGAGGAGCGAGCCAAAGCCAAAUGGGACACGGGCAACAAUCCUCUGUACAAAGGAGCCACGUCCACCUUCACCAACGUCGCGUAUCGAGGAAACUAGGGGUGAAACAGAACCAGGAGAAACUCAGGGCUCGACGACAGAGACGGAAUGUAGCAGAAAUAGAGAUGCUGUACAGUCAGGUGACCAGAUACUGUGGCUGAAAACUAGUUAGUGCUGUCAAUAAUGUCACGUAGUGAUUGUAUAUGCUGUAAAAUACUGUUAAUAGAAGUCACAGGGAGUUUAUCUGCCCUGUUUCUACACUGUAUGGCGUCCUCUGUAAGUACCGUACACUGAAAACAUCUUAAAACAGUCAAAUCAACUCACCUUUUCAGGUUGACUUGAUGUAAAUACAUGAGUUUUGCUCAUUUCUGGAACUGAAAAUGUCUUGUUUUUAUUUUUUGAGACCACUUUUGAACCAAAAAAGAUCAUUUAAGUUUGACUUAAAAUAAUGAGUUGAAUGAACAGUUGAAAAUUUACUCAAUGCAUUAAGUUAAGUUGAUUUAAAACAAAACUAGCAGAUAAACAGACUUUCCAUGAUGCAUUGUUAGACAGUUAAAACUUCCUCUUUUAUUGCAGUUUGAUGUGUUGGAAACAUGCUGUGUAUCUUGGUUAAGUUAAGUUAUAUUUGUUUCUUUUCAGAAUAAUCCAAAAACUUUAGCACCGAAUUUUUAAAAUUGUCAAAAAAAAAGCAACUUUCUAACCAGUGUCUCUGUGACUAGUUGGUUCAACUUAAUAUUUUAAAUUUAUUUAACUUGUUUUAGCAAGUUCAGUCAAUUUGAUUUGGUCAAUAUUUCUAUUUCUAUUUAGACUAAUUAAUCAACUGAAGUGCAUUUCAUUUACAUUUUUAACGCAGCAAGGGAGGAACAUGAAUGAUUUACAACGUGCAUUUAGAGAGUAAUUCUAUAAUGGAAACAGUCAUACUGCUGGUUUACUGUUAGAGGAACUGCGGUUAAGAGUCUUUUGCUUCAGUGGUAUUUUAGAGGACGCUUUUCAACCUCAGCAAUUUCGUGUGAAAGAUUUUUUGUUUUUGUUGUAGAUUAGUGUAAAAAAUUUAGACGGUUUUGACUUCUUUUUUCGAUAAUUCCCAAAAUGUUAACCUAAAAUGAGGCGGUACUGCAGAUUUUUCAUGAAUUAUCAACACACUCUUAAAGGGCUUUAAUGCACGUGACCACUUUCCUAUUUUUUCAUGCACGGUUGCAGCAGCAGUGAUGGUUUAUACAAGAAUGCAGCACUUUGUUUAGCAGUAGACUGUAAAAUAAAUAAAUAAAUAAAAACUGCAGCCUCUGUUGGUUUACAGUGACGUGCAGGUUCUAUUUUUAGAUCAACUCCAUAGAUAUUACGACAUGCUGAAUUUUUUAUUCUUGUUUAAAAACUUGUUGGGAUUUUUUCUUGUUCAUGUUUUGUGAAUUCAAAGUACUGAUCUGUCCAGCUACUGUUUUAUUCACUCACUGUUUUGUUCUAUAUCUUUGUAUUGGAGUAGACUUUAUUGCACAGCUCUGCAAAUGACCUGAAUAACUUAAAGACGCUUCUCUGAAUGUGUUGCUUUGUGGUUGUACGGUUGUGAUCCUCUCUCAGGAUGUGGCCUGCCAAGUGAGUGCAUAGUUUCUUUGACACCUUUUGAUGAUGACGCUGGUAGACAAGUCGGAUAAAGAAUCAUUAUUUCACCACAUUUCUGACAUUAAAUAGAAACAGCAGAACUCUUUCCGUCUUUACCCUGUGAGACGUUCAAACGGCACAUUUAAGUGUGGAAAUUUAAGUGUCAGAGAAGCUUCUGGCCUCUAAUUUCCAAACAUAAAUGCUGAAAAUCAAAAGAGAGAUAAGUCAGUAUGCUGAUAAUCUUUUGGUGUUGCACAUUUUCAAGCAAGCAGGUCAAGAAUUAGUUCUGUUGUGACGUGUGUGCUCUGUGUUUGCGAAAAAACUAAUAAAAUUAAGUGUGCAGAUGUGAGAA